AACGUUCAGCACGCCCCUCUCAAGUCCCCUAAAAUGCCUUCUCAAAAGACUUUCAGAACGAAGCGCAUCCUCGCCAAGGCCUCGCGCCAGAACCGCCCCAUUCCUCAGUGGUUCCGCCUGAAGACCGACACCAAGAUCCAGUACAACGCCAAGCGCCGUCACUGGAGACGCACCAAGCUCAACAUCUGAUUCGCUUUUCUCUCUUACUCGCUUGUCGUCCCUCGCAUCUGUGGGCUUCGAUCUCACGGAGGGGAGCGGUUACCGGUGGAAGGGCCCACCGAUGUCACCCUUAUCCCCAUCACUUCACGCAUGCAUGUAUUGCUCCGCUAUUGACAUAUGACCUCGAAAAUCGAUCGCAUGCCC
This is a messenger RNA of Heterobasidion irregulare TC 32-1, 363 nucleotides long. RefSeq lists its product as uncharacterized. Bases 34 to 189 code for a protein of 51 amino acids. NCBI's taxonomy places the organism in Eukaryota, Fungi, Basidiomycota, Agaricomycetes, Russulales, Bondarzewiaceae. Gene Ontology annotation, cellular component: ribosome; cytosolic large ribosomal subunit. Gene Ontology annotation, molecular function: structural constituent of ribosome. Gene Ontology annotation, biological process: translation. The transcript is spliced from 4 exons. The record is from RefSeq and is a predicted model, not a curated record.